Molecule: messenger RNA, 1347 nt
Organism: Prorocentrum cordatum
Lineage: Eukaryota; Dinophyceae; Prorocentrales; Prorocentraceae
Source: the annotation of a GenBank genome assembly
AUGAUUGACCAGCGGCUUGCUCUGGUGGACGCGCAGUCGAACGCUGGCCUCAGCAGGGAGGCGCUGAUGAGGAACCAGACCACCGCGCUCAUCCAGGCGAUUUCCACUGGAGGCAAAAUUAGCGACGACUGCUGUACGAUAAUCACUCGACACGUAGCCCAGGGCCCAUGGAGUGUCGAGCAGAAACAAGCGACCGCAUCAGCUUUGAAUGAAGCAGCUGUGCUGGCGGACAGCAAGACCAGCGGGGCCCGAGCCACGCAGAGCCUUGAUUUCUUGGCCGAAUGGGAAAGCAUCAGGUCGCCUGAGCUGUCGACGUCCGCCAAACUUGAAGUGGUCGCUGCCCGCCUCAACAUGAUCGGAGUGACGUGCCCCGAGGAGACACUCCUCAAGAAGGGCGUCGCCAUCGUCGUUUUGUCUAGCCCCGAGCUCCUGACCCAGGAGUUGAGUGGCACCUGGAAGAAGAGCCAGAAGGACAGGCUCCAGCAGUUCGUGAAGGUCCUGGACAAGUCCAAGCCUUGGAAGUUCCAGCACAUGACCAAGUACCCUCUGAGGCCGAGUUUGCUCCACGAGACGAUCUUCAACCACGCGCGCCCUGGUGGCCGCGCUCCAGUGGGGGACCCCGACGUCGACGGCCUCGAUGUAGCGUGCCAGGAGAUGUGCUGCAGGCAGGGACUCGUCAAGCCAGGUCAAGAAAGCCAGGCGCAAGUACCGUCGGCGAUGCAGCAGGGGAUGGGCGACAUGCAGAUGCAGUUCAUGACGGCCAUGGCCAUGGCGGCUAUGCAGAAUUUUCCUCAAACCGCUGGGCCACUGGUCCAGUGCAUGGCGCAGAUGAUGGGGAACGCCGAGCAGAAGACCCAGCCCGCUAGCAUCAACAUCGAUUACACUGGCCUGAAGCCGAGGGGCGGGGACGCUGGAGCCCUUGUGCCGCAUGGCGCGGCCUGUCCUGUUGACGAGACGGCCGAGCUAGAGCGGAAGAUGAGGGAGGCUGCCAUGGCCGCCAAGGCGCGCCCCAAGGAGGCGAAGGAGGCAGCGACGGAGGGAGCGCCGCCCAAUGGCGACGCCACGGCAGGCAGCACCGUGGACAAGAGCACGACAAAGGGGGCGGGCAAGGGCGCGAAGGGCAGAGGUGCCCUCAACGUGGACUUCACCGCCCUGCUCAAGCCCGAGGACUGCGUGUUGCGGAGCCGCAGCGCCUUUACCUCCAGGGCGUACACGGGGGUCAAAACGAUUGCUAAGGGCCAGGGGAUUACCGACAAAGGCGAGCUGAACCGCCUCGCGAAGGUUGCCUAUGCCGCAGCCUCUGACGUCUACACACUUUGGGAGGCCAAGGACAAGACACGCAAGUGA